CGGACUUUGGGUUCGCCUUCAACGGAGACUUCGACGAGCAGUUCAGCGAGUAACCCAGUCGAAAGCGCGCGCGCCCGACGACACUCCACGCACGGACAUAUCAAAGUGAUAAUACGACACACAAUUGCGGUUGUUGUUGUUGUUGGUGCUUCUCCUCCGUUUCAUUGAUUCAUUCAAUAUUAUUUGCCGCAUCGGUGAACAGUGCUCUCUAAUUCACUCGUAGAAGAAGAAAAGAAAAAAAAACAGUGCGUCGAUUAUUCAUUUUUGGGGGGUGCUUCUGUUUUCCAAUUGGACCAACAAAGAACGGCUAAGAACUUCUCGUUUCAUUUGACUGAUACGACGGCGAUGGGUGAGAGGGUUGAACCUGUGACGCCCGGUCCAGAUCUGGUGGGCGUCGGCGUCGAGAGGCCGCAUCCACCGCUGAACAGUCAGCAGUCGACGAUAUGGACGAGGAGGCAGCAGGCGGUGUGCGUGAGGCACGCCUACAAGCAUUACGGGUCGAAGAAGAACCCCAACCACGUGCUGAGCGAUCUCAACAUGACCGUGCAGAAGGGCACAAUCUACGGUUUGUUGGGAGCCUCGGGUUGCGGUAAGACCACACUGCUAUCGUGCAUCGUCGGAAGGAGGCGCUUGAACGAGGGCGAGAUUUGGGUGCUUGGCGGAAAACCGGGGACGAAGGGUUCCGGAGUGCCGGGCAAGAGAGUCGGAUACAUGCCGCAGGAGAUCGCGCUCUACGGCGAGUUCACGAUCAAGGAGACCAUGAUGUACUUUGGAUGGAUCUUCGGGAUGAAGACGGAGGAGAUCAACGAGAGGUUGCAGUUCCUGCUGAACUUCCUCGACUUGCCCAGCCAGAACAGGAUGGUCAAGAAUUUGAGCGGCGGACAGCAGAGGCGUGUCUCGUUCGCGGUUGCUCUGAUGCACGACCCGGAGCUGCUCAUCCUCGAUGAGCCGACGGUCGGCGUCGAUCCGUUGCUCAGGCAGAGCAUCUGGAAUCAUCUGGUGCAGAUCACCAAGGACGGUAACAAGACCGUCAUCAUCACCACGCAUUACAUCGAAGAAGCCCGGCAAGCUCACACGAUCGGUUUGAUGAGAAGUGGAAAAUUGUUGGCCGAAGAGUCGCCCAGUCGUCUGCUGACCAUGUACAACUGCAGCUCGCUGGAGGAGGUGUUCCUGAAGCUGAGUAGGAAACAGGGUCAGGCGAACGCGCCGACGCCCGCCUUGCCAGCAGAGGCACAACCGCAGAACAUGUCUAACAACAUCAGUUUGGCCACGCUCAACUGGGACAAGAAGAACGAGUCGGUGUUCGUUACGGAGGAGAGCGGUGUCGUCGGCCUCAACUUUCACCAGAGCAAGGAGAUUCUGAUACACGAAGGCGCCAACGGACAUCUGGAUAUGAACGGCGGUACGAAAGGCGGAAUCAUGGACUCGUGCGACGACUGCAGCUGCUCGAACAUCACGUCGGUGGGGAAGAUCAAAGCUCUGCUGCAGAAGAACUUUUUGCGGAUGUGGCGAAACGUGGGCGUGAUGCUGUUCAUCUUCGCGCUGCCCGUGAUGCAGGUGAUUCUCUUCUGUUUGGCCAUAGGACGAGACCCGACCGGCUUGAAGAUCGCCGUCGUCAAUCACGAAACCAACUACACGAACCUCACCUACCAGUCGUGCGACUACGAGAUGGGCUGCAAGUUCAGCCAUCUCAGUUGUCGAUACCUGGACAAUCUAAAGAACGGGACUAUAAUAAAGGAGUAUUAUCCGGACCCGCAGAGCGCUCAGAUGGCCGUGCGGACUGGAAACGCCUGGGGUGCCUUAUACUUUACCGAGAACUUCACCGACGCGCUCGUUGCUAGGAUGGCUCUGGGCAAGGACGCCGACGACGAAACACUGGAUCAGAGCGAAGUCAGAGUGUGGCUCGACAUGUCAAAUCAACAAAUUGGCAUAAUCCUGCAACGAGAUCUUCAACUUACGUAUCAAAGUUUCGCCAAGUCGCUGCUGAAGAGCUGCGAUCAGAAUGAAGCGAUCGCCGACGUACCCAUCCAUUUCCAAGUUCCCAUUUACGGAUCCAGCAAGCCUUCGUUCACCGAUUUCGUUGCGCCAGGUGUAAUCCUCACCAUCGUUUUCUUCUUGGCCGUCGCGUUGACGUCAUCCGCGUUGAUCGUUGAGCGGACGGAAGGUCUCUUGGAUCGCUCCUGGGUUGCCGGUGUAUCUCCCGGUGAGAUUCUUUUCUCGCACGUCGUCACGCAGUUCGUGGUGAUGUGCGGCCAGACGGCGCUCGUGCUCAUCUUCAUGAUCCUGGUGUUCGGUGUGCAGUGCAAGGGCGACAUCGGCUGGGUGAUCAUCCUGACGAUCCUCCAAGGUCUGUGCGGCAUGUGCUUCGGUUUCGUCAUCUCCGCCGUCUGCGAGCUGGAGAGGAAUGCCAUCCAACUGGCGUUGGGUAGCUUCUACCCGACGCUGCUUCUCAGCGGCGUCAUCUGGCCGAUCGAGGGGAUGCCUGCCAUCCUCCGGUACAUCUCCACUUUCUUGCCGCUGACGAUGGCCACGACGUCGCUCCGUGCGAUGCUGACGCGCGGCUGGUCGAUCAUCGAGCGCGACGUCUACAUGGGUUUCCUCUCGACGAUCACCUGGAUCGUCAUCUUUCUCACCGUCAGUAUGCUCGUCCUUAAGUUCAAGAGGGGAUGAGCAUUUUCCUUACUUCAAAUUACAAUUGUCAUUAAACAACAAUAACAACAACAACGACAACGACAAAACCUAAGAAAGAAUGAAAAGGGAGAAGA
Molecule: messenger RNA, 2765 nt
Organism: Nicrophorus vespilloides
Lineage: Eukaryota; Metazoa; Arthropoda; Insecta; Coleoptera; Silphidae
Gene: snu
Product: ABC transporter G family member 20
Exons: 8
Coding region: 346-2670 (774 amino acids)
Biological process (GO): transmembrane transport
Cellular component (GO): membrane; ATP-binding cassette (ABC) transporter complex
Molecular function (GO): ABC-type transporter activity; ATP hydrolysis activity; ATP binding
Source: RefSeq, a predicted model, not a curated record